Dipodomys ordii (Ord's kangaroo rat) is the source of this 1704-nucleotide messenger RNA. It is a transcript of the gene Eral1, whose product is annotated as Era-like 12S mitochondrial rRNA chaperone 1. Gene Ontology annotation, biological process: ribosomal small subunit assembly. The transcript is spliced from 10 exons. NCBI's taxonomy places the organism in Eukaryota, Metazoa, Chordata, Mammalia, Rodentia, Heteromyidae. The coding region runs from base 1 to 1311 and encodes 436 amino acids. The record is from RefSeq and is a predicted model, not a curated record. Gene Ontology annotation, cellular component: mitochondrial matrix. Gene Ontology annotation, molecular function: GTP binding; ribosomal small subunit binding; rRNA binding.
AUGGCUGCCCCCAGCCGGUGUGGAGUUGGGGUGUUUCGGGGGGUCCUAGGGAUCUGGAAGCAGGGUCCCGAUUCCGCGAAGGGAUGGGUGGCCCCGAUCCGCUCCCUUCUAGGUUGUCAGAGGAGGUGCGUGUCUUGUGUCGUGGGCACUUUCGCCAGUCCCCGCCUGGCUCCUGCCUCUCACCGUUAUGGCCAAGGCUCAGCUCUAGACCGCUUCCUCGGAAUCACUCAGCCUGACAGUUCGCUGACUCCUCGCGUCCCAGCCGUGUCCAUGUGUAAAGAUGAGCAGGAUCAACUCUUGAUUCAGUCCCCUGACAUGCCUGAGAAUUCUCGGGUUCUACGAGUGGUCCUCCUGGGAGCCCCAAAUGCAGGGAAGUCAACGCUCUCCAACCAGCUGCUGGGCAGAAAAGUAUUCCCUGUGUCCAAGAAAGUUCACACUACUCGCUGCCAAGCUCUGGGGGUCAUCACAGAGAAAGAGGCGCAGGUGAUUCUGCUUGACACACCUGGCAUCAUCAGUCCUGUUAAACAGAAGAGGCACCAUCUGGAGAGCUCUUUGUUGGAAGAUCCAUGGAAGAGCAUGGAAUCUGCUGAUCUUGUUGUAGUUCUUGUGGAUGUCUCAGAUAAGUGGACUCGGAAUCGACUCAGCCCCCAGGUGCUCCAGUGUUUGACCCAGUUCUCCCAGGUUCCAAGUGUCCUUGUCUUGAACAAGGUAGAUUGCCUGAAGCAGAAGUCAGUUCUCCUGGAGCUUACAACAGCCCUCACAGAAGGUGUAGUCAAUGGCAAGAAGCUCAAUAUGAGGCAGGCCUUCCGCUCAUAUCCUGGCACCCAUUGCCCCAGCCCAGCAGCUAAGGACUCAAACACACAGUUUGUGGAAAAGACACAGAAGAUUGGCUGGCCCCAUUUUCAGGAGAUCUUCAUGUUGUCAGCCCUAAGCCAGGUGGAUGUGAACACAUUAAAGCAAUAUCUCUUGGCACAGGCCCAGCCAGGGCCCUGGGAGUUCCAUAGUGAAGUCCUCACUAGCCAGACACCCGAAGAGAUCUGUGUCAACAAAGUUCGAGAGAAGCUUCUAGAACACCUACCAAAGGAGGUGCCCUAUGGUGUGCAGCAGAAGACAGUGUUAUGGGAGGAAGGACCGAAUGGGGAGCUGUUGAUCCAACAGAACCUUCUGGUACCCAAAGAAUCUCAUAUGAGGAUCCUGAUAGGUAAAAAGGGCCAACUGAUCUCCCAAAUUGCACAGGAAGUGAGUCGGGACCUCAUGGACAUCUUCCUCUGUGACGUUCACCUCUGCCUCUCUGUGAAACUCCUCAAGUGAACACCUUCUGUUGCCCCUCUCAGGGCAUCCCAGCUCAAGCAGCUAGCGGGAGUCACAGACUAUACCUGCGUGCAGAGCCUGGUGAGGAAUAUGGACACUGACUAGCCACCGUUUGACCUGGCUUUGCUGAGUCUGCACAGUCCCAGCAAUGUCUCCUUUGGAGGAAAGAACCUGCCUGAGUUCAGUUCCUGUGUAAUUUCUCUGCCUGGGCCCACAAUUACAUAGGUCUCAGACUUUGGGCCUACAGUGGAAGCAGCACCUCCAUUCCGCAGGUCACAUUGGGCCCAGAGUCUCACCCUGAGAAGCUAAUUGUUAGUAAAGAAGAGAUCUUUCUCUUCUCCCCAUAGUUCCUUCACCUUGAAGAAAUAUAAAAACAUGUUUCUUUUUGGCAUA